UUCCCAGCUCUGCUGGGCUCUAUGGAGGAAAAAUUCCGCUGGGCCCUCCAUUCCCAUGGCCGCAGCCGCCUGCAGCACCAAGGCCAUGGCCCUGUUCAAGCGCACCUUGGUGCUGAGCCCCGCUGCAGCGCCCAGGGGCCCCAGCACUGGUGCCCCACCGCGGGGCUGCCCCUUGCCUCCCGCCGCCUGGCCCUGCAAGGACUGGCUGCGGGGAGAGGGCAUUGGCGGCAGGCUGUGGAGCCCGGCAACAGCUGGCCGCCUGCCCCAGUCCCACUCCUGCUGCUCCACGCCACCCAGCGCCGUGUGUGUUCUCUGCCCGCAGGACUCGCUCAGCAGCAGCAUGAAAACUUGUUACAAGUAUCUAAAUCAGACCAGUCGCAGUUUCGCAGCUGUCAUUGAGGCGCUGGAUGGGGAAAUGCGCCAUGCAGUAUGCAUAUUUUAUUUGGUUCUCCGGGCUCUUGACACCGUGGAAGAUGACAUGACCAUCAGCGUGGAAAAGAAGAUUCCACUGUUGCACAACUUUCACUCUUUCCUUUAUGAACCAGAGUGGCGAUAUAUGGAGAGCAAGGAGAAGGACCGACAAGUGUUGGAGGACUUCCCAACGAUCUCCCUAGAAUUUAGAAAUUUGGCUGAGAAAUAUCAAACGGUGAUUGCCGACAUUUGCCGGAAGAUGGGAAUGGGGAUGGCAGAGUUUUUGGAGAAGCACGUGACCUCUGAACAGGAGUGGGAUAAGUACUGUCACUAUGUCGCUGGACUGGUGGGAAUUGGCCUUUCCCGGCUCUUCUCAGCCUCGGAGUUUGAAGAUCCCUUAGUUGGUGAAGACGUAGAGCGUGCCAACUCUAUGGGCCUGUUUCUGCAAAAAACAAACAUAAUUCGCGAUUAUCUGGAAGACCAGCGAGAAGGGAGAGAGUUUUGGCCUCAAGAGGUUUGGAGCAGAUAUGUUAAGAAGUUGGGGGAUUUUGCUAAGCCAGAGAAUAUUGACGUGGCUGUGCAGUGCCUGAAUGAACUGAUAACCAAUGCCCUGCACCACAUCCCUGAUGUCAUUACCUACCUUUCAAGACUUAGGAAUCAGAGUGUGUUUAACUUCUGCGCUAUCCCACAGGUAAUGGCCAUCGCUACUUUGGCUGCCUGUUACAACAAUCAGCAGGUUUUCAAGGGUGUCGUGAAGAUUCGGAAGGGGCAGGCAGUCACCCUCAUGAUGGAUGCCACCAAUAUGCCAGCCGUCAAAGCUAUAAUAUGCCAGUAUAUGGAAGAGAUUUAUCAAAGGAUCCCCAACUCCGACCCGACCUCUGGAAAAACCCGACAGAUCAUUUCCAGCAUCAGGACACAGAACCUCCCCAACUGCCAGCUCAUCUCCCGGAGCCACUACUCGCCCUUCUACUUGCCGUUCGUCAUGCUCUUGGCCGCCCUGAGCUGGCAGUACCUGAGCACCCUGUCUCAGGUCACAGAAGACUAUGUUCAGACUGGAGAACACUGAGUGGCAGGUGACAGAACCUGGCUUGACCUGGCUUCCCCUUCAGGGACCGAUGUUGGCUUCUCUUUUGUUAUAUUGUUUCUUCCUAUUUUGACACACACCCUCCAUGGAGAUGUGUGUGCUUGAAGCUGUGAAAUACAGUUAAGACGACACACAUGCACAUGAAAGGAGGGUCGCCCAGACCCCACAGAGACGGUUCAGAGUCCUGGUUGCAGCUGAGGUGACUAAUGCGGCCACAUGGGGGACUGUCCCAGCAUGUCACCCAGAGUGCAUCCAGGCUGGAGGGAUAAUUAAAUAUAUUUAAUUUGAAGCAACCUUUGAGUACCUAUCAUAGUGGAAAAUGAAGUGAAUUCUCUUCCUGUCCAGGUCCUAUUUUCUUGCCGUUGUUUCAUUUGUCUGAUUGUGGUACAUCUGAGCGUUGAGGGUUCCAGGUGACAUUUCUGUGCUUCCCUGGAAUGCAGGCUUGUCUCUGCUUCUGCUUCUGCAGGCUGUGAAUAAAAUUCUGGGUGUCCUGAUAUUAUUCUGUAUCUUAAAGUGGGUAGGGCUUUCAGAGACAGCAGGAACGCCCCAGACCUCAUUUUAGAGGCUUGGCCUCCAGCUAAGGCUGUCGUUUCAAGGGAGAAUUUUAAAAUAAAGAAUUUAAUGAUUC
Molecule: messenger RNA, 2123 nt
Organism: Ochotona curzoniae (black-lipped pika)
Lineage: Eukaryota; Metazoa; Chordata; Mammalia; Lagomorpha; Ochotonidae
Gene: FDFT1
Product: farnesyl-diphosphate farnesyltransferase 1
Exons: 7
Coding region: 56-1477 (473 amino acids)
Biological process (GO): cholesterol biosynthetic process; farnesyl diphosphate metabolic process
Cellular component (GO): endoplasmic reticulum membrane
Molecular function (GO): squalene synthase [NAD(P)H] activity
Source: RefSeq, a predicted model, not a curated record